UAGGAUGUCUUAGCUUUGUAGUUCUUGUGUUGGUGACCUGUCAGCGUUGUAGUACAAGCUGUCACUGCUAAUACACUAUCCAUCUUCUCGGUGGUCGCUUAAUGCUCGCAUCGAAGUAUUAAGAACCGCUUCUUUUGACGCUCAGGGAGUUUUUAUUCGUGUUAAUUAUGUCAGAUAAGUACCAUGCUAACGGCUUAAGCUAACUAACUUAGCCGCAUAACUUGACAGCUAGCUUUCGACAGAGGCCAGUGGUGUUUGCAAAGCUUGCUGGCAGGACGAGGUGUUGGAAUCCGCCCACCCCUUUAAAUCAGGGUUCCGGGACAAAAGAUUGAACGAUGGAGGCCCAGAGCUCUCACGAGAUGGUCAUGGCUAGGAAAAGAAGAAGAGAAGGCUCCAAUGGGGACACUGAAGAAGGGGAAAGACUUGGGAAAAUCCCUAGAUGUACCGGACUGAAAAACCCUGCACCUUUUGCAGACGAGCUGGAGCCGGCUGAUAAUAAACCCUAUGAGAGAGUCACCAUGGAAGAGGCAAAGAAGGGGACACCCCUCAACAGACCCGUGAGAGUCUAUGCAGAUGGCAUCUUUGAUGUUUUCCACUCGGGUCAUGCCAGAGCUCUGAUGCAGGCAAAACGUCUCUUCCCAAAUUCUCAUCUCAUUGUUGGAGUGUGCAGUGAUGAGCUCACACACAAAUACAAGGGCUUCACUGUGAUGAAUGAAGACGAGCGUUACGACGCCGUCAGACACUGCCGCUACGUGGAUGAAGUGGUGCGAAAUGCUCCCUGGACAUUAACGCCGGAGUUCCUUGCUAGGCAUCGGAUUGACUUUGUGGCCCACGAUGACAUCCCAUACAUAUCAGCAGGAAGUGAUGACGUGUACAAGCACAUUAAAGAAGCAGGCAUGUUUGCUCCCACCCAGCGGACAGAGGGCAUCUCCACCUCUGACAUCAUCACUCGCAUAGUGCGGGACUACGAUGUGUAUGUGAGACGCAACCUGCAGAGAGGUUACACAGCCAAAGAGCUCAACGUCAGCUUCAUCAAUGAGAAGAAGUACCACUUACAGGAGCGAGUGGAUAAGGUUAAGAGGAAAGUGCGUGACGUGGAGGAGAAGAGCAAAGAGUUUGUCCAGAAGGUGGAGGAGAAGAGUAUCGACCUCAUCCAGAAAUGGGAGGAGAAGUCCAGAGAGUUCAUCGGUAACUUCUUGCAGAUGUUCGGCCCUGAAGGAGCACUGAAGCACAUGCUGAAGGAAGGAAAAGGCCGCAUGCUGCAGGCCAUCAGCCCCAGGCAAAGCCCCGACAGCAGCCCCGUCCGAGAGGAGCGCUCGCCCUCCCCGACCUUCCGCCUGCCCUUCUUCUCCAAGACCUCCCCUCCUCCCUCACCUCCUCACCACAGCGGGGCCCGGGCUUACCUCAUCAGCGAGGACGACGACGAAGAGGGCGAAGACGACGACAACUAGAGCCGAGUCUUAUGAAUUCAAGUUAGCACUACCAGUGAACAGAGCUGUCAAGCUGUGUGGUCGUCAUGGAGAUCCUGGCUGCAGAUUUUUAUCGUGUUCAUGGAUUUUUCUUUUAGCACUUCAGCGUCAUGUUAGUUGGACAGCCAGGUCGUCCACAGCUCCUGUUUUUAACAACCUGUUUUCAUCUUCUUUCUUUUUCUGUUUCUGUGUAACGGUCAGUAAACUCCCAACUAGACCCCCACAUUCUUUCAAAUUGAGUUUAUGUGUUUGUCAGGUUUUAUGUUGGUAACUGGUCGCUCACUGUCACUUAGCAAUAUUUUCAGGUAUUAGCCUUGGUGCACUGCUCCAUCUGUGAUUGUAUUCUAAAGCUUGCCUCGUGGCACAGGGGGAGUUUAGGUAAUGGCUUUAGCAGCAGGGGGCGGGCGAUCUGGAGGGAGAGGGGCUCGCUGGUGUUUGCAGCAGAAGGUUCAUUUGUGCUGAGGAACCAUGUGAUAAAGCACUGUUUUAAUGAUCUGCUUGUGUGCUGCAGAUUUUUUUAUCCUCGUACUAACGUUUAAAUACGGUAUCUGAAACCAAUAACGGAUCUAAACUGAAUCUGAGAAUUAACAUCAACCAAGCAGCAGCAUUUCUGUGUGUUGAAGCUUCCUGUGUCCAUGUUACCUGCAUGGCAUUGUUUGUAUGUCAGCAUGUUUAAUGUCUCCUGACAGCAUCUGCUGAAAGACAGAUGUAGAAUUCAGCUUAUUUUCUGCUUAUAGUAUAAAAAAAAAAAAAAGUGCUUAUAAAUUUUAUGAUCUGCCAACGAGAAUCAGUCUUUGAAAGACUAGUUUAAAACUAGACGCCUCUAAGUGGCGUUGAUUAAUGGGUGACAAGUUUAAUCAUCUGUUUUUUUUUUUGUUUUUUUUUUUAGCUUUUUAUCAUUUAUUUUUCCCCCCUGAGCAGAGAAUCAAAGUAAGCAAUAGGUGACUUUUUUUCUGUCAUUUAAGAUGGACCUGACGAUCUGUGAGAAACUUUGAUACAACGCAAAGUAUUAGGUUUUGAAUUUGAAAAUACGCAGGUGUAGUACAAUUUAUUGGCAUGCUAGAGCUUGAGUCAUUGGCACAAAUAGUUUUAUUUUUGUGAUGGGACCUUCCUCGUUUGUAGCGAACUGGCAUGAUAAUCUGAAUAAAUGGAAAAUGGGGACUUCCACUGAAUCGGAUGUUUUGAUGGAUCGCUUUCUGUUAGCUACCUCCUUCCAACUGUUUGUGUUGUGGAUAAGCACAGUUUCCUCUCCUCUGGGCUGUCGUAAGACUUAAAUAUAUUGAAACCUUUUCUCCAAUGGAAAAACUUGUUUCUAAACAAGUGGUCUUUCUGUUAAGCAAUACUAUCAGAUGAUCAAUAAUAGUUAUUUCUCGUUUGGUUACAUAGAAGCAUGAUGGCGUAAACCAGCUGUGAAACCUUAAUGCUAUUGUGUGCAAACAUAAAUUUAAUGACUGACCUAAAAAAUUCCAGUUUAGUCUACAAAGAAUCCUGUCCGUUAAUCGGUGCUAAAUUGCUUAAAGAAAGGCUCGUCUUGAUUCUCUCUAGAUGUUACCUUUUUGAAUCAGUGUAAACAUCUCAGUUAGAGCAUGUCCACAUAACCUUAAGCCAAUAUCUUUCAAAAGUGGUUCUGAUUGUUACUUUUUGGGGUUUCAUUUUUGUCCCACUUCCUUGAUGUACAGGAGAAGUAAAUUGUAUUAAAACUUGUUGGCCAAAAACAUUGUCUUGU
Molecule: messenger RNA, 3195 nt
Organism: Cyprinodon variegatus (sheepshead minnow)
Lineage: Eukaryota; Metazoa; Chordata; Actinopteri; Cyprinodontiformes; Cyprinodontidae
Gene: pcyt1aa
Product: choline-phosphate cytidylyltransferase A-like
Exons: 9
Coding region: 336-1451 (371 amino acids)
Biological process (GO): CDP-choline pathway
Cellular component (GO): endoplasmic reticulum
Molecular function (GO): phosphatidylcholine binding; choline-phosphate cytidylyltransferase activity
Source: RefSeq, a predicted model, not a curated record